AUGCUCAACCGCAUUAAUAUGGAUAUGAUAAUUCUAACGCUUCCGAGAACUUUAAAUGUUAUCACUGCAAUUAUUAAUAAAUCCAUAACAGAAUCUGUUUUUCCUUCUUCUUGGAAAACUGCACUUAUUCGUCCAAUACCUAAAAAAAGUAACCCAACAAAUGUAGGUGAGCUAAGACCCAUUAGUAUACUGCCUUACUUAUCAAAAAUACUUGAGAAAGUUGUUUACUCACAAAUGACAGAAUACCUUGAAAUCAAUGGCGUACUGCCUGUUAUGCAAUCUGGUUUUCGCAAGGGCCAUAGCACUACUACAGCUUUGCUUGAGGUAAUCGAUAAUCUACUUGCAGCUCAAGAUAGAGGUAUGUGCUCAAUUCUGGUGCUCUUAGACUUCUCCCGAGCUUUUGAUUCAAUCGAUCAGUCAUUGCUCCUGGCAAAGUUGUCAUUCUAUGGCUUUGAUGCUAAUGCGGUCAAAUGGUUUGUCAGUUAUCUCACUGGAAGGCAACAACGUGUGGAAAUCAUUACAAGUGACGGUACUAGGAUUCAAUCAAUCCCCCAGAAUGUUACACGAGGUGUUCCACAGGGCUCGAUACUUGGGCCUGUUCUUUUCACGCUAUAUUCUGCUGAUAUCGUAAAGAAAAUUAAACACUGUCAUUACCACCUAUAUGCUGAUGACCUACAAAUGUACCUUUCCUUUAUACCAUCGCCAUCAGGUCUUCUUCAGGCUAUUAAUAAAAUAAAUAACGAUUUAGACGCUAUUUCUGAUUGGUCAAAGUUAAAUUCAUUGGUUCUAAACCCUGACAAGUCAAAGUUUAUGUUAAUAGGAUCAAAAAAUAUGAUUGCUAAACUUGUACGACAGACGACAGAUGCCAUUUUCGCAUUACGCCAAUUGUGCGAAAAGUACAAGCGCGUGCAUAGAGAUCUGCACAUGGUUUUUGUCGACCUUGAAAAGGCGUACGAUCGGGUUCCCCGUGAGGUCCUGUGGUGGGCGUUAAAGAUGAAAGGUAUGCCUGGGAAGUAUGUGAGGUUGGUCCGUGCUAUGUACAGAGCAUCCCGUACAUGUGUACGAUCUGCCGCGGGAACUACGGGCAGUAUCGAUGUGGCCGUAGGGCUGCACCAAGGGUCGGCACUGAGCCCUUACCUCUUCCUACUGAUUAUGGACGCUUUGACGUCGGACCUGCAGGAUGAGGCACCCUGGUGCAUGCUCUUUGCCGAUGACAUCGUGCUUGUCGGGGAAGAAGGCAUCGAGGUACAGAGCAGACUGACGGGGUGGCAACGGAGGCUGGAAAGUGUUGGCCUGAAGAUCAGCAGAUCCAAAACCGAAUAUCUGUGCUGUGAUUUCGGCGGUCUUUCCAGUCCUGUACCCAUGUCGUUGGAUGGCGCUAUACUGCCUAUCUGCUCAGAUGUCAAGUACCUCGGUUCCCUCAUUCAAGGCGACGGCGGAAUAGAUAGAGCUGUGCAGCAUAGGAUUAACGCAGGGUGGAUGAAAUGGCGACAGGUAUCUGUGAUGAGCGACGAAAAGUGCCAUGUCAUCUGUGAAAAGAGCUAUAUUCACUACUGGGUGCUUCGGGAAGUCACUCGUGAAGAAUCGCCCGUGGCAGCGCUCGCCGCUGCUGCAGCGCCGGCAGCUGAGGAUAAGAAGGAAGAGAAAGAGACCAAGAAGGAAGAAUCUGAGUCUGACGAUGAAGAUAUGGACUUCGGUCUCUUCGACUAA
Messenger RNA from Parnassius mnemosyne (clouded apollo), 1710 nucleotides. NCBI's taxonomy places the organism in Eukaryota, Metazoa, Arthropoda, Insecta, Lepidoptera, Papilionidae. The record is from the annotation of a GenBank genome assembly.